Molecule: messenger RNA, 1512 nt
Organism: Myxocyprinus asiaticus (Chinese sucker)
Lineage: Eukaryota; Metazoa; Chordata; Actinopteri; Cypriniformes; Catostomidae
Molecular function (GO): protein binding
Source: RefSeq, a predicted model, not a curated record
AUGGUUAAUUACAUCCAGUGUCAGAUAGAUAACAUAAAGAAUAAUCAGAAGAUAAAAUCAUGCUCUCUAAGGAUUAAUCAGGAAUUGAAGUUGGCUCUUUUAUUUUCAAUCUUCAUACUCCUUGUAAAUACUACAUGUGUAUUUUCUUGGCUUGCUGGUAAAUGUCUUCUCUACAAAGAUGUGGAAGAAUUUACUGUUAAAACAACCUGUGCUGGAAAAACAAACACAGCCUUUUGCUACCGCAUCACUGACAUUUAAAAAGGAUCUCUGUGGGCUUCCGUCAGAUUUAGGAAACUUUGCAUCCAAAUGGAUCGUGACAUAUCUUAUGGUGCCUUGGCUCCAGGUUCAUUUUCCAAUUUCGUUUCACUGGAAUACCUUGAAAUUACUGGGUGUUUUUCAGAGAUCUCUCCGGAAGCCUUUACUGGUUUAGUAAAUGUAACUUCUUCAAAAUUGUCUUUCUUGCUAGAAGGAUGUUGUGAGGUAGCUGUUGAUUUCAGUGGCUUUCCUUCACUUACAAGUUUGUUUCUUUCACAAUACAGUUUAGCAUUAAUGGCACCAAAUGUCUUUGAUACAAUUCCUCAUUUAAAAGAACUAAACAUAGUUAAUGUGUGUUUGAAAGAUCUAUCUGAGAUUCUGUGUCGAGUGGCAAAUUUGAAAUCAAAUUUGAAAAAUUUACAUUUGAUCUUCCAGAUUUUUAGCAACCUAUCAGUAUUUAAUGUAGUCAAUCAUGUGCUCAGACCAAAUUAUUUCCAAUCUAUUUGCUCGUCCUUUCCACAGUCAGUCAAUCAGCUAUCCAUUAUGACUCUAAACUCAAAUAACAUAGGUAAAGUAAUCUCCCUUCAAUUUGAGUGUUUCACAAAUCUUGAAACUCUGGAGUUAGUCGCAAGUAAUAUUUCCAUCAUACAUACACACAACUGUAAUUUUGCUUUUAUUGGAUUCAUCAAACUGACACAUCUGAACCUCUGUAGCAACAAAUUAUCUUUCAUUUAUCAAGACACAUUCAGUGGUCUACAUGGACUAAUGGUCCUAGAUCUUCAAGAAAAUCCAGUAGUUCAAUUUGGACCAAAAUCUUUUGGACAUCUUAUUAACCUUUGUACACUUCUGUUGGGAGAUCUGAACUUCCCACCUCACAUGUCACUGAUCAAGCUGCAUUUAUCUGAUAUAUUUGGAAUAAUUCCAUAUAAUCUGAGUCACGUGCUAAUUAGUUCAGGUCUGAGGCCAAUGACUGGCAGCAAUACCUCACUGAAUCAGAACUUAGACUUCCACAUCAAAGGGCAAUAUCUAAGCGUCGCAAUAAUGUUUCACAAUCUGACAAAACUACGAACACUGACCCAUAACUGCAGAAUAUUCUUUCUGGAUGGAAGUCUGACCAAGGACUUAAAUGCACUGACAGGUCUAGUGUUGAUGCCACAAGAAAAUGUUAAAAUUCUUCAAACCUUUGUGGAACAUCUCACUAGUUUAAAGUACCUCCAUCUCCUGGGGUUGCAUCUGUACUGCAGUUGUGACACCUGA